GAAACGUAAAAUGGCUGACAUUAUUCUCAAUUGUCUUGUCAUUCCUACUGGUUCAUUUAUUGGUAUUCCACGCAACAUUGCUAAUUUUGAAAUUUCAAUUUCUCGAGGUGCUGGAGUUCCCACUCUUAAAAAACAAAUCCUGGAUUGGUUACCAUAA
This is a messenger RNA of Ambispora leptoticha, 157 nucleotides long. The record is from the annotation of a GenBank genome assembly. Lineage: Eukaryota; Fungi; Glomeromycota; Glomeromycetes; Archaeosporales; Ambisporaceae.